This is a messenger RNA of Apiotrichum porosum, 1650 nucleotides long. RefSeq lists its product as uncharacterized. The record is from RefSeq and is a predicted model, not a curated record. The coding region runs from base 1 to 1650 and encodes 549 amino acids. The transcript is spliced from 3 exons. Gene Ontology annotation, cellular component: mitochondrion. Gene Ontology annotation, molecular function: D-lactate dehydrogenase (NAD+) activity; D-lactate dehydrogenase (cytochrome) activity; FAD binding. Gene Ontology annotation, biological process: lactate catabolic process. Lineage: Eukaryota; Fungi; Basidiomycota; Tremellomycetes; Trichosporonales; Trichosporonaceae.
AUGACCCUCUCCAGCUCCAGCUCCAACACAACUUCCGACGCGCUUGCCGCGUUUUACGACGAGGCAGCCCAGCUUCUCGGCGAUGCCAACGUCUCGCGCGACCAUCUCACGGGCAACGUCAAGGACCAAGCGGGCCGUGACGUGUACGGCGACCCUUUCUCCGCCCAAGACGUCAACCAACCAGCCGGUGCGGUUCGUCCGGCCACCGUUGAGGAAGUGCAGGCGAUUGUCAAGCUUGCCAACAAGCACCGUGUCGCCCUGUGGACGGUAUCCCGCGGCAAGAACCUUGGCUACGGUGGCUCUGGCCCGGUCAAUGGUGGGGUCACUGUGGUGCUCGACCUCCACCGCAUGAACAAGAUCAUCGAGAUCAACGAGGAGUACUGCUAUGCCAUUGUCGAACCUGGAGUUUCGUUCUUUGACCUGUAUGAAGAGAUUCAGCGCCGCGAGCUCAAGCUGUGGCCCUCGGUUCCUGCCAUUGGUUGGGGGUCCGUUCUUGGUAACACCACGGACCGCGGCUUUGGAUACACUCCCAACGGCGAGCACUCGGAGAACCAGUGCGGCAUGGAGGUGGUUCUCCCCAACGGCGACCUCCUCCGUACUGGCUCUGGUGCGAUGGAGGACAACAAGUCCUGGGCGCUGUACAAGGGAGGCUUUGGUCCCAGCUUUGACGGUCUCUUCUUCCAGUCCAACUAUGGCAUUGUAACCAAGCUUGGCAUUCAAAUGACUCCCGCCCCGGAGGCCUAUGCCACUAUUGAGAUUGAUGUACCUCGUGAGGAGGACCUCGUUCCGCUCACCGCCACUCUGUCCGAUUUGAUGCGCCGCUCAAUCAUUCUCAACUCAUCCUCGCUUGCCAACAUCUUCCGCAUUGCCCUCACGUCGCGAGUCCCCGAGGUGCACGCCCGUCUUGCGCAGUACAUGAAGCCCGGAUCGUUUGUACCCGACGACGUCCUGGAGGAGAUCCGCGUGGAACAGAAAUGGGGUUUCUGGCGGUCCUACUUUGCCCUCUACAGCUCGGUCGAGAUGCUUCCCGGCAUCAUCAAGACUGUCCAGCGUGCCUUCUCCCACAUCAAGGGUGUCAACAUUGUCAUUCGGGAGUUUGCUGGCGAGCCUGGUCACUACCUCUCUGCACCCAAGGACGUCGGCGAGGAGGAGAUACCGCACAACGGUAUCCCAACCAUCAUGCCUCUUGGUAUCCUCAACUCGCGUGGCGGACCCGGCGGAGCCCACACCUGCUUCUCCCCCGUCAUCCCACCCUCCGGCCGCGAGCUUUACGACUGGUACUUGACCGCCAAGCAGCGCAUCACGGAUGCCAAGUUUGACUUCUUUGCCGAUUUCCAUGUGUACCCCCGUUAUGUCGUCGGAAUCGCACUCGUCAUCUACCGCCUGGAGGAGGAGAAUGGCAUCUACGAUCUCCUCGACCACCUGCUCCACGACGGUGCCCAGCAAGGGUUCUUCGAGUAUCGCACCCACGUACGCUACAUGGACACGGUUGCGUCCAAGCUCAAGUUUAACAACUCGGCACACAUGCGCUUCGCUACGCUCCUCAAGGACACGCUGGACCCCAACGGCAUCCUCUCGCCGGGCAAGUCGGGUGUCUGGAACUCUGAGGUGGUGCGGGCCACAAAGGCCCUCAAGGCAGCCGCGCUCUAG